Molecule: messenger RNA, 996 nt
Organism: Penicillium daleae
Lineage: Eukaryota; Fungi; Ascomycota; Eurotiomycetes; Eurotiales; Aspergillaceae
Product: chitin synthase export chaperone
Exons: 3
Coding region: 1-996 (331 amino acids)
Biological process (GO): protein folding
Cellular component (GO): endoplasmic reticulum membrane
Source: RefSeq, a predicted model, not a curated record
AUGGGGUUCGGUGAUUUCAACUCGAUAUGCGAAAAGACACCGUUGCCGCUGUGCCUCCUGGUAGGCCCGGCCUCGUCGAUCUCCGGUGCCACGGGCAUCAUCUCGAACUGCUAUGCGCGAAACAUUGAGGUCGCCAAUACCAUCAUCUUCGAGGGUGCUGCUUCCUUCAUGCACAUCAUCGCUCUUGGCAUGACGGUGAUUAUGAUCCUACAUAUUCGAUCCAAGUUCACUGCCGUCGGCCGCAAGGAAAUCAUUACCUUCUUCUACAUCUACCUGGCUCUCACAAUCUGCUCUCUUAUCAUCGAUGCGGGUGUGGUUCCCCCUAGGAGUGGUCCGUUCCCGUAUUUCGUAGCAGUGCAGAGUGGGCUGACAUCCGCCUUGUGCGCUUGCUUGCUUGUCAACGGUUUCGUGGGGUUCCAGUUGUACGAAGAUGGCACGGCACUAUCCGUAUGGCUGGUCCGAAUCAGCUCCGCCGCGAUGUUUGCUAUGACCUUUGUGAUUGCCCUGCUGACCUUCAAGUCAUGGGGUGGACUUGGACCCUCGAACACUAUUGGCUUGUUUGUGGUGCUUUACCUACUCAACGCCAUUGCUGUGGCUAUCUAUGUUGCGAUGCAGCUGUUGCUUGUUGCCAACACCCUGGAUGAUCGCUGGCCUCUGGGACACAUCUCUUUUGGUCUGCUGGUCUUCAUCAUCGGACAGGUUCUGCUCUACGCAUUCAGUGAUACCAUUUGCAACAACGUGCAGCACUAUAUGGAUGGCCUGUUCUUCGCAACUUUCUGCAAUCUGCUUGCGGUAAUGAUGGUCUACAAAUUCUGGGAUUCGAUUACCAAGGAAGACUUGGAAUUCUCAGUGGGUGUCAAGCCAAACACUUGGGAAGUAAAGGAGCCCCUUCCCGAGGAAGACCGACGCCAGACCGUCUAUCAAGACACCAACUCCGAAUAUGCUGGCAGCAUGUACCACCACCGCCAGUCGGCAUAUGGUCAUAACAACUACUAG